Messenger RNA from Felis catus (domestic cat), 3071 nucleotides. RefSeq names its product SFT2 domain containing 1 (gene SFT2D1). The record is from RefSeq and is a predicted model, not a curated record. NCBI's taxonomy places the organism in Eukaryota, Metazoa, Chordata, Mammalia, Carnivora, Felidae. The coding region runs from base 94 to 573 and encodes 159 amino acids. Gene Ontology annotation, biological process: vesicle-mediated transport. Gene Ontology annotation, cellular component: membrane. The transcript is spliced from 11 exons.
GGGGUUUCGGGUUCCGGCUUCCUGGUUCCGGGUUCCGGCAGGGCACGGGGGGCCGGCAAGCGGGAGCCGCCAGGGCGGCGGCGGAGCAGGGCCAUGGAGAAGCUGCGGCGGGUCCUGAGCGGCCAGGACGACGAGGAGCAGGGCCUCACCGCGCAGGUCCUGGAUGCCUCGUCCCUUAGUUUCAACACCAGGUUGAAGUGGUUUGCGAUCUGCUUCGUGUGCGGCAUUCUCUUCUCUAUCCUUGGAACUGGAUUACUGUGGCUUCCCGGGGGCAUCAAGCUUUUCGCAGUGUUUUACACGCUCGGAAACAUCGCCGCGCUGGCCAGUACGUGCUUUUUAAUGGGACCCAUGAAGCAGCUGAAGAAAAUGUUUGAAACGACAAGAUUGCUUGCAACAAUCAUCAUGCUUUUGUGUUUCAUACUUACAUUGUGCGCUGCUCUUUGGUGGCACAAGAAGGGCCUGGCCUUGUUGUUCUGCAUAUUGCAGUUCUUGUCGAUGACCUGGUACAGCCUGUCGUACAUCCCGUAUGCAAGGGAUGCAGUAAUUAAAUGCUGCUCUUCUCUCUUAAGUUGAAAACGAGAAAUUCUUUGAAAAGAGCAUUGGAAGGACUGACGUUGUGUUUUUGGUGAAGUACGCCUUUCCCGAUGCAGUCAUCACUCCCCCUGCGGCUGCCGCGACCGUCGUGACCGUUUUGUGUGCUGGUGGAAAGGCCACGCUUGAUUAAACUGUUAAACACUCGUAACGUGAAAUUCAUGAUGUGUCGUUAACAUGCUCUCCCCGCAGAUUAGGAGCUUUUAAUCUCUGCCAAUUGUAAAUGAUUUUUUCCCUGGUUUUUUAACCUUUUCUAAGCAGCAUCUAAGAUGUGAAUAUCUAAGACUGUGCCGCAAGCUCUUUUAAAAAUGUCUGUUUUUAAAGUAUCUUUUUUUUUUAAAAACACCUUAAAUGUGAAAGUUUUUACUUUAAGCUAAAAAUUGCUUAUCAUAUGUAAUAAAAUAAUAUAUAAAUCUUGACAAUUUUGAAAUAAAUCCACACUUGGACAAAGAAUAUUUUCUGGAUCAAAUUUAUAACGUUUUAGGUGGGGGGCACACUGAUGGAGUUCCGGCAGGACAGAGUGUUUCUGUAGAAAAAUGAAUGAGAGACAGUCUCUGUCCUAACAAUGCUGUGAACAUUUGCACAAGAUCACAGGACUGUGAUGAUGACGGCAGGGAAGAGGGUGUCAUCCAGACCGAAAAACACACCAGAAAGUUGAGGAGGAGGGUGGGGCGUGGGGGACGGUGCCAGAGCUGUGAGGAGUGUCCACGGGGCAAGUCGGGUAGGUGAGGGUAGGUGCGGCAGCCCCAGGAGGAAGCUGCUUUCACCCCUGCGCUGGAAGAACGGUUGGGGGUGGGUGGGUGAAGCCCAGCCCCCCACUCCUGUUCUGAGGUUGUUCCCCCACCCCCACCCCCACCCCACGUGUGGAUCCGUGGUCAGAUCCACAGGCAGCAGCGCAGGGGUCAGCAGGGGAAGGGCCAGCACAGCCUUUGGCCUUGGUGUGAUGAUCCUUGAUAAGGAUGUGGGCUCAGAGCGGGUGGUGGGAGAGUUAGCUCUUCAGUGGUUAACCCAGAAAAAACAUGUCCCGGGAUUUGCAGGGGGGGCGGGCACAGCGGGGGGGGGGGCAGGAAACAGGGGGCCUGGGGAAGGCUGGCGGUGGGGAGCGAGGCCAGGCCCAGACCCCACGCCCUAGAGGAUACCGGAGGUCAGGGUGGGAACACGGCACCAGGUGGCGGUGACGGGCGACUGCCUGACACCUCCCCCGGCCCCCCAAGAGGUCCUAGUCUGGUGGCGGUUGUGGUUACAGAGAGUCACAGGACACCGUGGGAGGGCGGAGAGGACAGCUCGCUGCGCCGCGGGCAGAGUUGCGUGCAGAGCAGGGAGGGAGGGGAGGAGGGCGUUGUGUGUACCACACGGGAAGCGGGCUGUGCAGGAGGCCGCUGAGGGGCGGGGAUGUGACCUGGAGGCGUGGAGCUCAAAGAAGUGGGUUAUUCUCGGUGUCGGUAGAUGACGGUAGCCACAGAGAGCCCAUCUGCGUCGCCAGAAGGAUCGGCCUUGAGCCGGCGGCCCCCGUUGGGGUGGCGGUACGGUGACGUGGCCCCGUUGCCGUAUCCGUGCACAGGGUCCCAGGACGGAACACAGAACUUCGGGCGGACGUUCCUGCUGUGGAGGUGCGGGCUCAGCCUCGGGAGGGAGCAGAAGCCCGGACCCGCCGCCCCGCGGAUGACAGCCGGGCCCUGCAAGGGGAGGGGGGACACCUGCGGGGUGCCACAGCCCGUAGGGACGCGCCGGGGCAGAGCCGGCCCGAGACGCCAGUGUGCACACUGAGGGAAGGCCGCUCUUAACACACUUCUCUGCGCGACCUUGCACGUCACCGGGCCCGGAGCACCUGACGGCUCCCGGAGCACGAGUCCGUGUGAGCUCGCCCGCGCUGCUGCAGCGUGGGGCUGUGUGUGCUGCUCACGUCACGGCCGCAGUGACAGGGCUGGGGGGUUGGGUAACCUGCGUGGGACGGUGACCACCGGGAUCCUUCGGGGACCUUGGCAAAGGGCUGUCCCCAGAGGGCAAGGCAAAGCAAACGGUCCCGUGAGUCUCCAGCUAUUCCGUCACCUCCCGGUGUGUGAACCAGCCUUCGGGGUGUCCACGGUCCUCUGAAAUGCCACUGCGCCUCUCUGCAAGGCCGAGUGCGGCAAGGAAAAGGCUGUUGCAAGAAAGAGCCACGUGUGAAGUCUCGCUUUCAAAGCAGAUCACCUCCUAGCCACCAUUGUGGCUCGCCAUCCCGAGCGGCGGGUUCCUGGUGCAACACGGCAGGCAGUGCGGCGAUUCUCAAAGUGGGGUCCCGGACACCCUGCCGGGGCCCGCUUUGGCGCUAAUCCCAAAACCCUGUGCGUCCACUCGUGCUACCAUGAACGCACGGCGGAGUCACGGGGCUGCGGACGCGUGAUCACACGAGAACCCGGCAGCACGGAGCCCACCCCUCAUCUCUGAUUUGUUGGUUUUAGCAAAUACCGUUAUUGUUCAUUAAAAACAUGUUAACGCGA